Messenger RNA from Mastomys coucha (southern multimammate mouse), 3481 nucleotides. RefSeq names its product phosphorylase kinase catalytic subunit gamma 1 (gene Phkg1). The coding region runs from base 272 to 1438 and encodes 388 amino acids. Lineage: Eukaryota; Metazoa; Chordata; Mammalia; Rodentia; Muridae. Gene Ontology annotation, biological process: protein phosphorylation; glycogen biosynthetic process. Gene Ontology annotation, molecular function: calmodulin binding; ATP binding; phosphorylase kinase activity. The transcript is spliced from 10 exons. The record is from RefSeq and is a predicted model, not a curated record. Gene Ontology annotation, cellular component: phosphorylase kinase complex.
CUGGGAACGCUGAGGCAUGUGGAUCUAAUUUCUCUAUGAGGAAAAAGCCUUACUGUGACGUCCACUCUGCUCCAGGACUACUGAGGUCUUGCUUGCCAUUGCUAGGUAGGGUUUAGGGUAUCACUGGCUAAGGCCUAUACGGUGUCUCACCUGCCCAUGGAAUCAUACCCAGCACUUGCCACACACCUGUGCUGGGCAGACAACGCAGAGACACUUAGCAUCACAGGAUAAUGGAAGAGGUGUUUGGGAUCCCCCUGAGAUCCACCUGACCAUGACCCGGGAUGAGGCCCUUCCUGACUCCCAUUCUGCACAGAGUUUCUAUGAGAACUAUGAGCCCAAAGAGAUCCUGGGCAGGGGAGUCAGCAGCGUGGUCAGGCGCUGCAUCCACAAACCUACGUGCCAGGAAUAUGCAGUAAAAAUCAUCGACAUCACCGGAGGAGGAAGCUUUAGCUCUGAGGAGGUACAGGAGCUUCGGGAAGCCACCCUGAAGGAGGUGGACAUCCUGCAGAAGGUCUCAGGAUACCCCAACAUCAUACAGCUGAAGGACACUUACGAGACCAACACUUUCUUCUUCUUGGUAUUUGAUCUGAUGAAGAGAGGGGAACUCUUUGACUAUCUCACCGAGAAGGUCACCCUAACUGAGAAGGAAACCAGAAAGAUCAUGCGGGCCCUGCUGGAGGUGAUCUGCACCUUGCACAAACUCAACAUUGUCCACCGGGACCUGAAGCCGGAAAACAUCCUUUUGGAUGACAAUAUGAACAUCAAGCUCACAGACUUCGGGUUCUCCUGCCAGCUGCAGCCAGGAGAGAAGCUCCGAGAGGUUUGUGGGACUCCCAGUUAUCUGGCCCCUGAAAUCAUCCAGUGCUCCAUGGACGACAGCCAUCCUGGCUAUGGGAAGGAGGUGGACAUGUGGAGCACAGGAGUCAUCAUGUACACGCUGCUGGCUGGCUCCCCUCCUUUCUGGCACCGGAAGCAAAUGCUGAUGUUGAGGAUGAUCAUGGAUGGCAAAUACCAGUUUGGCUCACCAGAGUGGGACGACUACUCGGACACAGUAAAAGACUUGGUGUCUCGAUUCUUGGUGGUGCAACCUCAGAACCGCUGCUCAGCGGAAGAGGCCUUGGCACACCCUUUCUUUCAGGAGUACGUAGUAGAAGAAGUAAGGCACUUCAGCCCCCGAGGGAAGUUCAAGGUGAUCUGUCUAACUGUGCUGGCAUCAGUAAGGAUCUACUACCAGUACCGUCGGGUGAAGCCGGUAACUAGGGAGAUCGUCAUCCGAGACCCCUAUGCGCUACGGCCACUACGGAGGCUCAUCGACGCCUACGCUUUCCGUAUCUACGGCCACUGGGUGAAGAAGGGGCAGCAGCAGAACAGAGCUGCCCUCUUCGAGAACACGCCCAAGGCAGUGCUCCUCUCUUUGGCUGAGGAGGAAGACUUCUGACGGGCGGCGGGGCACAGGAGAAAGCAGACUGAAGGUACUCCCCCGGAUUUGUGCGAAGAGGAUGCCCCACGUAGCCUUCUGCAAAGGAAUAGGUGGCUCUACUCUAUGCUCUCAAAGGCUCGCCACUAGAUACACAGGGUGUUCCCACUAAACAGCAGUAAUUACAGCUGGAGCUGGGUGUGCUGUUGCAUGUGCCUGUUGCCCUGAGACAGUAGGAUCCCAGGUUCUAGACCAGCCUGGGCAGCUUAGUGAUGCUUAUUUCAAAAUAAAAAUAGGGCUGGGAAUGUAACUCUGUGGUGAGUGUAAGACCUCCAAACUCUACCUCUGGUAUAGCAAAAAUAGAUAAUAAAUAAAUAAACCCAAUGCAGCUGAGACUAUGUAAGGCAAAAAUGGAAGGGUAGAAAGUGCAUGUAUUCUGGGAGCUAUAAGCCUUCUGGCUUCUCUACUGUGCACCUUUGUCGAUGUCUCUAGUUCUUUCUUGUUUUUUGGUUUUUUUUUUUUUUAAAGUUAUACAUUUUAUGUAUGUUUUAGCUGCAUGUAUAUUAUGUAAACCACAUGCAUGCAGUACCUAUGGAGAUCACAAGAGGGCGUCAGAAACCCUGAAACUGGAGUUGUGUAGGCAAUUGAGACUACCUUGUAGUUGGUAGGAAUUGAGCCCCUCCUCUGCAAGAACAGGUGCUCAUAACUGCCGAGCCGACUCUCUAGUACCGUCUCACUCUCUAUAUGUGCCCAAGGUUAUUGAUAGUUGUGGAAAUAGAAGCAGGAUGGUCAGGAGUUCAAGGUCAUUCUUGGCUAUAUAAGGAGCUUAAGGCUAGCCUGGGUUACAUGAAACCCUAUCUCAAACAACAAUUAUACUGGACUUCCUGAUAUAUGUAAGAAUUUAUUGACCUCACAAGAUCCAGUUCUUCUCCAGGGACAUAUUUGCAGGGUACACAGAAGGCCCUACAUGAUUAACUAACUCUCAGAGAAGUUUCUGGCAUUUGCCUUCCCAGCAGAGCACUGCCUUUGGUUCUCCCACAAUGCACAGCUUCACCUCAUAAAUAAUCUGCUCUACCGGGGCUUUUUAAUAGUGGGCACUGUGUGUAAUCCCAGCACUCAGGAAGCUGAGGUAGGAGGAUUGGGAGUUCGAGACCAGCCUUGCCACACACUGAGUAUCUCAUUUCAGAGGACAACGAGGCUGGGUUCUGGCACCAAAAGCUUUGGAAAUGUUUCACAAGAGAAGCAUUUUCCUUCUGCAGAAUUUCCCAGGAAAAGUGAAAGCUGAAUCAGCCAGGGAGAAAGCAAAAAGGGAGAGGUUUUAAAGGCUGUCUUUCAGAGAACUGCUCCAGAUAUUGAAGUGUUUGCUUCCUUAAUACUACUGCACUUAAGAGACAGCUCAGCUCCCAGCCUUGAGCAUCCAGACCCUCAUCGUCCAGCCUACCGCAGUCCCUUCUUGCAGUCUGAGCAUUCUUCUUAGGAGGUGUCUCUCGGAGGGGAGGGGCUCAAAAGGGCACCCCGCAGAUGGAUGAGCUUGGUAUCCAGUUGCCUCUGGAAUACACUCAGGAAGAUACAGCACUGAGGGGCUGCUCUCUCCAUCUCCAUCUGGCUGUUCACAGAUCCUCCUUCAGUCGGCCUGCACCGGAGGCGCAGCGGAAGCCCAGGUUGUCUGAGGCUGAAUCUGGGGUGUUUCCCAUCCUGGACAGAGGAGGGAGAGAAGGUGCACACUGUUGGGGAUGGGGUCUAUCGAGAAAAGAGGAGCUGUAGUAGUCUGAAAUGAGAAUGGCCCUCGUAUGUUUGAACGCUCAGUCAUCAGGGAGUGGAACUGUUUUAGAAGGAUCAGGAGGUGUGGCCUUGUUGAAGGAACUGUCACUAGGGAUUAGCUUUGAGGUUUCAAAAUCCCAUGACAGGCCCAGUGUCUCACACUACCUGCUGCCUGUGGAUCAGGAUAUGAAGCUCUCAAGUACCCCUCCAGCUCCAUGAUGUUCUGCUUCCUACCAUGAUGAUCAUGGACCAGCCCUCUAAAACUGUAAGCAAGCCCCCAAUUAAAUGCAUUCUUUCCUAAGA